UUAGUUUUAGUUGUUCUAGCUCUCAGUUCAACGAGCAAGUGAAAGACGAGAAAGAUCAUUGGAUUCACCGAGUGCAGUAUCUUACUCUGAAAAAAAUUCAAGAGGUCUAACCGCAAAAAUGGCCCGCAAAUUUGUCGUUGGAGGUAACUGGAAGAUGAAUGGAGAUAAAAACAUGAUAAAUGAGAUUAUAAACAAUAUGAAGAAAGGUCCCUUGGAUAAGGAUGUUGAGGUAAUUAUUGGGGUUCCUUCCAUCUAUCUUACUUAUGUGAAGAGUAUUGUCCCUGAUACAAUCCAAGUUGCUGGACAAAAUUGCUGGAAAGUUCCUAAGGGUGCUUUCACAGGUGAAAUUUCACCCGCUAUGUUGAAAGAUGUCGGUGUUAACUGGGUUAUCAUUGGGCAUUCCGAACGCAGGACAAUUUUCAAAGAAAAUGAUGACCUAAUAGCAGAAAAGGUGGCACAUGCUCUUGACUCUGGCAUGAAAGUGAUUGCUUGUAUCGGUGAGACGUUGGAAGAGAGGGAAGCAGGAAAGACUGAGGAAGUUGUGUUCAGGCAGACUCAGGCAUUGGUUUCCGCUAUUGGUGACAGAUGGGCCAAUGUUGUGCUUGCUUAUGAACCAGUCUGGGCCAUUGGGACUGGGAAAACUGCUUCUCCGCAGCAGGCUCAAGAAGUGCAUGCUUCUUUACGUAACUGGUUAGCAAAUAAUGUCUCAGCUGAAGUUGCUGAUACUGUGCGUAUUCAAUAUGGAGGAUCAGUUACUGCAGCUAAUGCAAAGGAGUUAGCUCUGUGUGCUGAUAUUGAUGGCUUCCUCGUUGGUGGUGCAAGUUUGAAACCGGAGUUUGUCAACAUCGUUAAUGCUAAUAAGUAAAUUUCCUUAAUUAUCUUGAUGUAUUUAACAAAUUAUAAUUAUCACUUGUCUUGUUGAGAAUUAAUGAUUUGAAAUAUCCUUUAUUUUGUGUAUUGUAGUAUAUUAAAAUAUGAUUAACAUAAUAUGAAUUAAGUACAAGAUCUUUGAUGUCGUUGUUUUAGGAGAUUUUUUGAAUGGGAAUCUGAUAUUCUUUAGGGAGUUUCAGUAUUGUAAAAUGACAGGCAAUUUUUUAUUUGCAAUUAUAUAAACAUUUCAUUAAUCUAUUAAAAAUAUGUGUUAGUUGUUUAAUGCUAUACUAUUGAAACAAUAGUAUCUAAUUUAAUUAAAUUAUAUUUAGAUGUAAAAGAACUGCCAACAAAAUGUUUUAAUUAACGCGUUUUUUUAACAACAUUCAAAUAUUUUUCUUAUCGUAUUGUUGAAUUGUUUCUAUGUUAUUUGGUUCUUCAUUUAUGUUUAAAAUCACUGUAUUCUUAUUCAAUUAAAUAAUAAUAUCGAAUGAAAGUUUGAUUUUUAUUAAACUUCAUACUAAUCAAAUAUCAAGUUCUACGAAUUUUUAUUUUAUAGUUUUCUUUUUUACUUUUUGAGUUUGUUCAAAAUACAACUAAAUGUUUUCUUGAUAUUAUUAUAAUAAAGGACAACAUAAAAGAUUGUUUCUUUUUCCGUUCUCAAUUUUUAUGACGAUGUUUUCAAGUUUUCUAUAAAUUAUAUAUCAUUGUAAUGAUUACUUGUUUAUGUCUUAUUAUUAUUAUGAAAUUAAAACUAUUACUUCAAUUA
Papilio polytes (common Mormon) is the source of this 1639-nucleotide messenger RNA. RefSeq names its product triosephosphate isomerase (gene Tpi). Gene Ontology annotation, biological process: glycolytic process; glycerol catabolic process; gluconeogenesis. Gene Ontology annotation, molecular function: triose-phosphate isomerase activity. NCBI's taxonomy places the organism in Eukaryota, Metazoa, Arthropoda, Insecta, Lepidoptera, Papilionidae. The transcript is spliced from 7 exons. The record is from RefSeq and is a predicted model, not a curated record. Gene Ontology annotation, cellular component: cytosol. Bases 119 to 865 code for a protein of 248 amino acids.